UGCCCCUAUUUGCUCCUUCUUGUCAUAAUGUUUUGCUGGUAUUGGUGUUCCUAAUGGCUUGUAAGAGAAACGACUUUCGGUUGUCUCUGUACCUGCUUUUCCUGCUUACAUUUUGUUAAGUUUUCCAUGUUAUAGAUCCAUGUACAACUUGUGGAUUAAGUGUUUGUUAAAAUGCUUAUGAGGGGUUCGACAUGAAACACUUCAGUUCUAACGAAUGAGAAGGUUCAUCGGCUCCUGUUGUUGUGGAUUAAGUGUUUGUUAAAAUGCUUAUGAGGGGUUCGACAUGAAACACUUCAGUUCUAACGAAUGAGAAGGUUCAUCGGCUGCCAGUUGCCACCGCUUCAUACGUGUUGCCAAUUUUGAACAGGAGUGAGCAUUGAAGGAGUUCACCCUAUCUCGGGGAAAGAUUGUCACAGAGCAGGGGAAGGCCCGACAAUUUUACCCUACCGCGAAACCGGUUCCCUCGAUGCAUGCAGCUGCCGCUUGCCCGACGCGGCUGUCUUUUGAGUUUUGAGUUUUGAUAGCACCUGCUGAACACGGCGUGCGGUUCUCCGCCAACAGGGUUCUCCGGCCUGCGGUUCUCCUUCGGCGCGGUGCGUCUCCGCUCAUUUACUUUUCCGGUGGCCAUUUGCUGCUGCGACGACGGGCUUCUCCAGCGUGCGCGUUUCUGAAUCUGUUGCGUCGCUGUCCGGCAAGGUGAAUCUCCGGUAAUUCAGGAUCGAUCGUGCCUUCCCCUUCCCGCUACUCUACAUCUUCUACCUCCACCCGGCGGCAUAUCUCCAUCUUCUACCUCCACCGGCAGCAUCCUCUCUCUCCGGGGUCCGCUGCUCUCUCUCCGGUGGUUAUCCUCCGAAGAACGAUCGGACUGCUCGCCUGCUCUAUUCUUCUUUCACAUCUUUCCACUUCUUCACUCAUGAAUGAAACUGCAUUUAUUUAGGAAGAGAGGGCACGAACUGAGUGAACAGCUGCACAUUCACUUACUUUGAUUCUCAAUGAAGUGGCUAAAGGAGGCGUCUGCUUUAGGCCAUUGCCGACCUGAAGAUGUAGCUUGGCUAUCUUCACGCUCUGAUUUAGAACUGGAUGUGUUGAUUAGCAUAAAAGCGACAGUUAUUCACCGUGCAAAGGCUGUUGGUUGUGAGGAAUCGGGCAUCAAGUCUGAUCUGAAGAUGCUACGUGCCAUAGAUCUGGUGAUGCGGGAAUGCUUCAAAGAGUGCUUGAGAAAUGUACCUGCUAUAUCAAAAUCAACAGCAAGUGCAAUCCGUCCAGAUGAGUUGGAUGUAUCUGGAGCAGAAUGUCAUGAGGAUGUCAACUCACUUGUUGAGAAGGAGGUCAAGGACUGGGAAUACUCUUCUCUACGACAGGACAAAAAACUCAACAGGUUCGAUCAAGAGUAGAUGGUUGAAGGCUCGGCAGUGGAAGUGGUGAAGCAACAAUAUAGCUUGCCUUAACCAGAUUGUUGAGUUUCCUUGGUUGCUAAACCAUUUAUAUGCUGCAUUUGCUAAGGAGCUUAAUUGGGCAAUUGCAGCUUGAAACGCAAGCAUGAUACUUGAUGCUGUCAUGUCAUCAGCAAUGGUGUGAUGAGUGAUACGUUAAACUAAUUUAUGGGCAUGCUUCUACUAGUUUAUGGGUUUGUUAAAAUGUGAUAUAUGAUGCAGUUUGCGUUC
Messenger RNA from Nymphaea colorata (pocket water lily), 1664 nucleotides. RefSeq lists its product as uncharacterized. Bases 993 to 1394 code for a protein of 133 amino acids. Lineage: Eukaryota; Viridiplantae; Streptophyta; Magnoliopsida; Nymphaeales; Nymphaeaceae. The transcript is spliced from 7 exons. The record is from RefSeq and is a predicted model, not a curated record.